GUUUAUGUAAUACGUUUUAUUUUAUAUAGCAAGUUUCUAUGCGUUGUCUCAUCUGAUCCCUAUAUCUAUUAUUAUUAUUUUGCUGUAUGUAGCAUUACCAUUCUCAGUCUAUACAUAAAAGAUGUUAAGUUACCAGAGUUUUUAUAGAUAGUAAGUGGUGGAGCAAGAACUGGAGCCUGAAUCAUUUCAACCCUAGUCUAGAACUCUUGCUCCCAUGUCACGUGCUAGCUUGCUACUCAAAGUAAUCAAAUAAACUGACUAUCAUAAAAGUCGGAACUUGGGAGGAAAUAUGAACAUAUGAAAGUGUAUUUUCAUAUAUUAUCAACUUUUUGAACUCUCAUUGAGGCCAUUGAGUAAAAAUAAUUUUCUGUCAUUGGAAAUGCGGAGGAAAUGCAACAAGUAUUUGCCCUGAAUCCAUUAUUCAGAAAUAAAUGAAAUAACAUAAAGGCAUGCAAGCGCACUGUUGGUGGCUUUCCUUUCCCUAAAGUUGGGGUGGUUGAAGUGAAUUUCCUUUCUCUUUCUCCAGGUGCUUGUACUGUUUACAUGCUGAGCUGCACAGCUUUCAAAGGGCUUGCCCUGGGAUAUGGCUGGGCUAGAUUUAGAAGGAACUGGUCACUGAAUAGCUCUGGUAAUUCUUGCAUCUCACAGUUAUGCGGUUGACAGCUCUUUUCGGUGGGGAAAGCUUGGGUAUAUUUCAAGGUGAUUGUAGUUUUGUCCCUCUGGCAGCAAGCUGCUGCAACCAGCUUAGCCCAUUAUCCUCCUCUCCCACUGGAUUUAAGCCUAGGGAGAAAUCUGGGGCUUUUGUCAGGUAGAAGGUAAGAGAUGGAUAAUUAUACCCCGUGUGUGCUCAAAGAGAACAGCACUAUAUCAUAGAGUAGCUUUCAAUUACUGAAAUGGAAUUGUCUGAAGUUCCAGUGACUUAUAAAUUACUCUUUGUAAAAACCAAUAGUUAACAUUAUUAUGUUAGUGAUGUUGUGCUUUUAAUAUCUCAUACUUUAAGGUUUAUUACACAAAACUUUGCAGAUAGUGCUUAAUACUCAGAGAAUAAAAUGUAUUUACGUUUUCGUGUUUUUAUUAGAAGAUUUAAAAACACAAAUGACUGCUCUGAAAAAAUUGACUGAAAACUUCACUGUACAAUUGACUAUAUUAUAAUUUUCCUCAAUUUGAGUUUCUUAAAUCUCAGGGGCUAGUACUGUAAAAUCAAUGCAAAGUAAUUACAAAAUUUAAAAUUCCAGAUGCUAUGAUUACAUACAUCUUGUCCUUUAAUAUCCAUUCUAUCAAAUACCUUUUGUAAACACUGUUACUUAACAAAACACAUUUGAAAAAUAACAUUUUCACUAAUUCUGAUUAAUUAAUUAGGUAAAUCAGUCUUAGCAUAUUUAUAGGGCAGUAUUUUCAGUUUGUGAUCCCCCAGGAGCUCAACAUUACUUUCACUCUCCUUUUAAAGGCAGAAAUUAUAGUCAGAAAUGAGCAUUUUAAUUUGCAGCUGACAGUUUAGGGUUAAGAUAUGAUUCCAGGUAACAGAAGCCAAUGAGAGUACACCCAGUUGAUGUUUGUGACAUCAUCUUCCAGUCGGAGUACAUAGAACAGCUGAGGUGGCGUUCAGUUUCAGCACAGUGCCAUUAUGAUGGAUGUUUACAUCUCUUCAUUGAGAGCCAAUUAUCUCGCUUUUGUGUGAGGCCCAAGGAUCACUCAUGCUGCCAGGCUGCACAGAGCACUGUUGGAUCUAGCUGAACGAAUUGUUUUCUCUGUCUCUGUACCGUGGAAAAGUACCUGGCAUAUGGCAGUUAUUUGGCAAAUGUUUAUUAAAAACGAAGAAAAAGAAACUGAGGGUAUCAACGGUUUCUGUACAGCACAGAUUAUGACAGCUUCUUCCUUAAGACUAUCAUUUGGAGCACUGGCUCAGGAGUCUAAAUCACCAAGGGCUCAUCCAUCAAUCAACCAGAAGUGAAGACAAUAGCUUCAAAGAAGAGAAUGUUUAAAUUUCAUCAAAUGAAACAUAUUUUUGAAAUACUUGAUAAAAUGAGAUGCCUGCGAAAACGUUCUACAGUGUCAUUCUUGGGAGUUCUUGUCGUUUUUCUCCUUUUUAUGAACUUAUACAUUGAAGAUAGCUAUGUUCUGGAAGGAGACAAACAACUUAUAAGGGAAACAUCCACACAUCAACUGAAUUCAGAACGCUAUGUUCAUACUUUUAAGGAUUUGUCUAAUUUCUCAGGAGCCAUAAAUGUCACCUAUCGCUACCUAGCUGCCACACCUUUACAAAGAAAGCGGUAUCUUACAAUUGGACUUUCUUCAGUAAAGCGAAAAAAAGGAAACUAUUUACUUGAGACAAUUAAGUCAAUUUUUGAGCAGUCCAGUUACGAAGAACUGAAGGAAAUUUCAGUGGUGGUUCACCUAGCAGACUUUAAUUCUUCCUGGCGUGAUGCCAUGGUCCAGGAUAUUACACAGAAAUUUGCGCACCAUAUUAUUGCAGGAAGAUUAAUGGUUAUACAUGCCCCAGAGGAGUAUUACCCAAUCCUGGAUGGCCUUAAAAGAAAUUACAAUGAUCCAGAAGAUAGAGUCAAAUUUCGUUCAAAGCAAAACGUAGAUUAUGCUUUUCUGCUUAAUUUUUGUGCCAAUACUUCUGACUAUUAUGUAAUGCUUGAAGAUGAUGUUCGGUGUUCAAAAAAUUUCUUAACUGCCAUCAAGAAAGUCAUUGCAUCCCUAGAAGGAACUUACUGGGUAACUCUUGAAUUCUCUAAGCUUGGCUACAUUGGUAAACUCUAUCAUUCUCAUGAUCUCCCACGUUUGGCACAUUUUUUAUUAAUGUUUUAUCAAGAAAUGCCUUGUGAUUGGCUAUUGACUCAUUUCCGGGGUCUGUUGGCUCAGAAAAAUGUGAUCCGUUUUAAACCAUCUCUCUUUCAGCACAUGGGCUAUUAUUCAUCAUACAAAGGGACAGAGAAUAAGCUAAAGGAUGAUGAUUUUGAAGAGGAGUCAUUUGACAUUCCUGAUAACCCCCCUGCAAGUCUGUACACCAACAUGAAUGUGUUUGAAAAUUAUGAAGCAAGCAAGGCUUACAGUAGUGUUGACGAGUACUUUUGGGGGAAACCACCUUCAACAGGAGAUGUUUUUGUGAUUGUAUUUGAAAACCCCAUUAUAAUUAAAAAAAUUAAAGUAAAUACUGGAACAGAAGAUCGACAAAAUGAUAUUUUGCAUCAUGGAGCACUAGAUGUUGGGGAAAACGUUAUGCCUAGCAAACGAAGGAGACAAUGUUCUACUUACUUAAGACUAGGAGAAUUCAAAAAUGGAAACUUUGAAAUGUCAGGUGUGAAUCAAAAAAUUCCAUUUGAUAUACAUUGUAUGAGGAUAUAUGUCACCAAAACACAAAAGGAAUGGCUAAUUAUUAGGAGUAUUAGCAUUUGGACUUCUUAGCCAAUUAAACCAGUAUGUUCAGUUUCUGAAA
Molecule: messenger RNA, 3442 nt
Organism: Cercocebus atys (sooty mangabey)
Lineage: Eukaryota; Metazoa; Chordata; Mammalia; Primates; Cercopithecidae
Gene: MGAT4C
Product: MGAT4 family, member C
Exons: 7
Coding region: 1975-3411 (478 amino acids)
Biological process (GO): protein N-linked glycosylation
Molecular function (GO): acetylglucosaminyltransferase activity
Source: RefSeq, a predicted model, not a curated record